AAUUGAUUUGUUUUUAUGAUAAAUCAGAAUUUAUAGAGUCAGAUUAGGCCUAAUUUCUAAUAGAUUAAAAAAGUAAUUAGAUUUUGAUUUUUGCAUUAUAUUAUAAUAAACUACGUAUACUAUUUUUCUUCCAAUCAGAACAAGGAAUUAACGCAACAUAGGAACGUUAGAGGAAACUUUGUCUUUAGUCGGACGUUUUUGUAGAAUGUUCCGGAAACACACCGAGAAGUGGGUGCGUCGCUGUUUUCCUCCCCCCGGUUUUUCAACAUGAAGGAAGCUAACAUGGCUCUCCCUGUGAGCGUGGGGGACCUGCUCCGGUCGGAGCAGCCGGAGGACGCUGCUCACCGGGACGACGGCCUGUGUGUCGUCGGAAUUUUCGGGAAAAGCAACAUGCAGCCCGGGCCGCUGAAGGAGUCUCUCAUCAACGUCCUGGCGGACAAACACAUCUUCUCGCUGUUCGGCGGAGCGGACGGCGGCGGUAGCGGCGGCGGUACCGCGGACAGCCUCAUCCAGGCUCUCUACGACCAGGAGAGCCGGGUGCUGUACCUGAUGCUGUCCUCCAUCUGCGACAGCCGGCAGCUGCUGCGGGCCUGCCACUCCCUGGGCGCCGGGACCAGCCACUCCGACGCCCACGAGUUGUGGAAGGGCCUGGACCGCCAGCACUGCCUGCACCUGCUCUACAUGUUCUCCGUGUGCCACGUCCUGCUGCUGGUGCACCCCAACCACACCUUCGACGUGACCUACGACCGGCUCUUCAGGGCCCUGGACGCCCUGCGGCAGAAGGUGCUGCCCCUGAUCCGGGCCGCCAUCAAGGACUGUCCGGUGUCCAAAGAGUGGAAGCUGAACUGCCGGCCCUGCCCCCCCCGGCUGCUGUUCGUGUUUCAGAUGAACGGCAGCCUGAAGGUCUUUGGGAACGGCUCGGAGCCGGGGGGGAACCCGGACAAACCCAAGAAGCACUCCCCCCGCCGGCGUCUGCAGCACGCCCUGGAGGACCAGAUCUACCGCAUCUUCCGGAAGAGCCGCGUGCUGACCAACCAGAGCAGCAACUGCCUGUUCACCGUGCCGGCCAACCAGGCCUUCGUCUACGUCAUCCCCACGCCGGACGACGACCCCGUGGGCACGCUGCUGGGCCAGCUGCGCUCCAACUGCGCGCUGACCGAUCCGGACGCCGCCGUCGCCGUGGCGCCCACGGGCCCCCGCCGCUACCAGCAGGCCCGCCGCUCCGCCCGCCAGCCCAGCCUCGGCGGGGACCCCGCCGGCCCGCCGGCCGGCGGCCAGCUGCUGGACUGCAGCCUGAAGGAGUUCCUGUGGCAGCACAUGGAGCUGGUGCUGACCAAGAAGGGCUUCGACGACAGCGUGGGCCGGAACCCGCAGCCCUCGCACUUCGAGCUGCCCACCUACGGCAAGUGGACGCAGGUGGCGUCGCGGCUCCACCAGGUGCUGGUCGGCGACGCCGAGGAGGAGCUGGCCGAGCUGGCCGCCAAGGUGCAGGGCCAGGCCAAGGUCCUGGAGGGCUUCCUGGACGCCGACGCCAAGUUCUCGGAGAACCGCUGCCAGAAGGCGCUGCCGCUGGCCCACAGCGCCUACCAGUCCAACCUGCCCCACAACUACACCACCACCGUGCACAAGAACCAGCUGGCGCAGGCGCUGCGCGUGUACAGCCAGCACGCGCGCGGCGUGGCCUUCCAGCGCUACGCCCUGCAGCUGCACGAGGACUGCUACAAGUUCUGGAGCAGCGGCCACCAGCUGUGCGAGGAGCGCAGCCUGACCGACCAGCACUGCGUGCACAAGUUCCACCUGCUGCCGCAGCCAGGGGAGAAGCCCGACAUGGACAACAACCCGCCCAUCCUGCACCACAACAGCAGGGGGCGCUCCACCAGCUCCUGCAACUGCGGCAGGAAACAGGCUCCUCGAGAGGACCCCUUCGACGUCCAGGCCGCCAACUAUGACUUCUACCAGAUGCUGGAGGAGAAAUGCUGCGCAAAGCUGGAGAGGAUCGAGUUCCCGGUCUUCCAGCCCAGCACCCCCGACCCGGCCCCAGCGCCGGACCCAGCCCCGGACCCAGACCCAGACCCGGACCCCGCCCCCCCCCAGGCCCCGGCCAGCAGUCCGGCCCAGCGGCCCCCCUGUGAUGGCUCUGGCGAGGCCGAGCGGCUGAAGGAGCCCAGCACGGCCCAGAGCCACACCCCCGGGGACACCAGCCUUAGCCUGGCCCUCAGCCUGGGCCAGUCCAGCGACAGCCUGGGCCCCUACGCCGACGGGGACGCCCCCCCCGUCCAGCCGAAGCGGCCCAGCCUGGUGGACCGCCAGCCCUCCACCGUGGAGUACCUGCCCGGCAUGACGCACUCGGGCUGCUCCAAAGGCCUCCUGCCCAAGUUCUCCAGCUGGUCGCUGGUCAAACUGGGCCCGGCCAAGUCCUACAACUGCCACGCGGGGCUGGAGCAGUCCGGCUUCCUGCCCAGCUCCUCCUUCCUCCUGCCCUGGGACCUGGUCAUCCGCUCCCGCUCGGAGGAGGACGCGGGGCUGGCCGAGCCCCUGGACGGCGGCUCGUCCUCGUGGCCGGCCCCCAACAAGAGCCUCGUCGGCAAGCGGGGCAGCACGGGGGGGCUGGGCAGGGGCCGGCGGCGGGACGACAUGGCCCGGGUCUUCGUGGGCUUCGAGUACGAGGACAGCCGCGGCCGGCGCUUCAUCAGCUGCGGGCCCGACAAGAUCGUCAAGGUGCUGGGGCCGGGGGGGGCCAAAGACCCCGCCAGCCGGGUCCUGAACACCGACAUGCCCCUCUACAUCCCCUCCCCCUCCCAGGGCCGAGGCCUGAAGCCACACUACGCUCAGCUCAGCCGGCUGUUCGUGGUGGUGCCUGACGCGCCGCUGGAGGUCACUCUGAACCCACAGGUGCAGCCCGGGCCCCCGCCCUGCCCGCUCUUCCACCCGGAGCAGACGGAGGUGGUGCUGCCCCCGGACGGGCUGUGGGUGCUGCGCUUCCCCUACUCCUACGCCACCGAGCGCGGCCCCUGCUACCCCCCCAAGGAGAACCAGCCCCUCAGCAACUACAAAGUGCUGCGGGGCAUCCUGAGAGCCACCACCGCCCCCCCGCCGGCCCCGUGAGCCUGGCUCUGUUCCCCAGCAGGAGCACUGGCCCUGGGGGCCCGCUUUGGUUUGCUUCGGUUUUUGGUCUCUGAGGUCAGUAAACCCUGGCUGUAAGCAGAGCAGGAAGCUCUCAGCCUUUUUUGAAGACGCUCUCAUUCAGAGGGCAGGAAAAGGCCCUCAAAAGGCACCACGAGAUCCAUUCACUACUGAGCGGAUGAAAAGGCUUUUUUCUGGACGAUUUAAGGCUUUCCCAAAACGUUUGGGACUCAAAUCAGUCUUUUCCAGAAGCCAUCUGGGGAGGACGUUUGAUACCGUGACACUUCUGGAACGUCUGAUAUGUUUUUCUUUCUUGUGAAGGACACUGAAAGAAUAAUGUUCUGGAUAAAUGAAAUUCGGGACGUUGUUUGACGCAGGAUUGGUUGAAAUGGGGGAGAUUCUAGAGAACGGACACGGUGGGCGCUAACAGUUCUGAAUGUUCUUAUUUAAGUAGUGAAAACGUUUAUUUUGAGCUGCGAUAAGUGUCUCAGAUAACUCCCAUCACCGCUUUCAGAGUGGGAAAAACACGGCGGCAGCAUGAAAGUGGACAGUUUGUACAGUAAUGCUCUCAUUACAGAAACAUUACAAACAUUAUGCACUGGAUCCUGAAGAUUAAAACGCCUUCUUGUUUCUCUGUAAAUAACCAAACCCUUGUUAUUCUGUUCUAGAUGUUUUUUAUUUGAUUUUUUAUUAAUGAGAUCUCAAUGUAAAGAUUAAAAAAAAAAAGAUUCUAAGUUAAUAAAG
Molecule: messenger RNA, 3867 nt
Organism: Menidia menidia (Atlantic silverside)
Lineage: Eukaryota; Metazoa; Chordata; Actinopteri; Atheriniformes; Atherinopsidae
Source: the annotation of a GenBank genome assembly